AUGCGUCCCUCCAGCUACAUCCCGCUCCUCGCCGGCGCUGCCAUUGCGCAAGAGUCCGCGACGAUCCUCAACUUCUUCCAACUCGACAGCACCCUCACCGUGCUCGGUUCGGAUGCGAGCGCAACAACCUACGAGAACAGCUGUCCCUCAGAUGGAGUCGGCGUGUCAGUCGUGCCGUCUGAUCUCCUACCGAUCACAGACGACCCCUCCGAGACUCCCUCGCCUACACCCGCGCCUCGCAUGCGCCGCCAGGACGAUGAUUCCAACGAGGACUACUCCUUCUGCGAGCCGUAUACCAUCCUACAAGGCCCCGAGACGUACGAGAUGCACCUCACGGACCCGACUCCAGGCGCGUGGACAAUGGACAUGGCCUGCAGCUGGCAGGGCGCAAUGUCAACGGCAGACUUGACCUGCGACGUCACCCAGAGCGGAUACGUCCCGGACCAGGCCGACCAGGUCGCGUCCACGAGCGUCCUGUCGCAGAGCGAGAUACAGGAGAUGGAGGCGUAUCAGGUAGUUGCACUAGUCACCGCAACUGGUGCGUCUUAUCCAGGAUCAGCCUCAGCGACUGGAGGGCCAUCACCCACUGGCUCGGCAUCAGGAACAGGACCGACAUCGCCUUCGAGGUCUCAAUCCGGUGCCGCCUCGACGCCGAGCACUGGUUUGGCACCUGCUGGAUCUCUCCCGAAUGCGAUGGCGAUGACAACGUCGAGAUCGAAGCAAGGUCUACUAAGUGAACUAUCCUGGGCGCAAUCACUUACAGCUCGGCUCCGUCGUGACCGGGACAACUGGCGCUCGCUCGCUCUGGAGCAGGAACAGGACCUCAAGGCCGCCCAUCAGGACCUUGAGCACCAAACUUGCGUUGUGUCUGAGAUCGAGCAGGAAAAUGCCAAUCUCCGCUUCCGCCAUGAAGAGGAUAGGACAGCUGGCGGGCAACUCUACUCGCGCUUCCAAAUACUCGUCUCCGCGCAUGACAAGCUUGUCGAUCAGCUCAACGAUGCUAUGCGUACCAUCGCCCGUCUUAAGAAGAGCGACCGUACCAAGGACAAGGUGCAGCAGCGCAAUCUGAGCUUGAAGGCCACGCUGCAUAGGUACACAUCUCAGGGCACCUCGGCCACUACACAAGCCGCCGCAGACACCGAGUCUACCCUGAGAGAAGCACUGGCGUUGGCUAAUGAGCGUAUUGAAGAGCUUGAGACCAAGGGCGGGGCCAUGCUUGACGCAUUAGAGAAGCGCAACGAUAGCUGUGGCAGUGACGAGGAAGAAGAGAUGGGACAGGGAGACGUCGAAGCAGGAAUGUUGGAGGCCGAGGUCGCGUUCCGCGGUGUUAUCGAGGAUGAGUCUUUCAAAGAGCAGAAAGUGCUCUGGCUGGACUUGUUGGAUGGUUGA
Alternaria ethzedia is the source of this 1389-nucleotide messenger RNA. RefSeq lists its product as uncharacterized. Bases 1 to 1389 code for a protein of 462 amino acids. The transcript has 3 exons. Lineage: Eukaryota; Fungi; Ascomycota; Dothideomycetes; Pleosporales; Pleosporaceae. The record is from RefSeq and is a predicted model, not a curated record.